This is a messenger RNA of Populus nigra (black poplar), 516 nucleotides long. Its product is annotated as mavicyanin-like. The transcript has a single exon. Bases 1 to 516 code for a protein of 171 amino acids. Gene Ontology annotation, molecular function: electron transfer activity. NCBI's taxonomy places the organism in Eukaryota, Viridiplantae, Streptophyta, Magnoliopsida, Malpighiales, Salicaceae. The record is from RefSeq and is a predicted model, not a curated record. Gene Ontology annotation, cellular component: plasma membrane.
AUGGUUUUCAAGAAAACUUUGGUUAUUUUCUUCUUGACUACGGCUCUUUGUGGAGUCUCCAUGGCUGCUCGUCUUUACCAGGUUGGUGGUUCUGCUGGUUGGACAAGCAUGGGGGACGUUGAUUACCAAGAUUGGGCAGCCAACAAGAAGUUUCAUGUCGGUGAUACUCUUGUUUUCCACCACAACUAUCGAUUCCACGAUGUGAAGCAAGUGACUCGCCAAGAUUUCAAGUCAUGCAAUGUAGCAUCUCCAAUAGCUAGUUACUACAAUCACCACGGCUAUGAUUCACUGACUCUUAAUAGACUUGGCCACUUCUACUUCAUAUCUGCUUUCCCUGAUCACUGCCAAGCUGGACAAAAGAUUGAUAUCUUGGUCACACCAGAAACUUCAAGUCCGACUCCUCCGCCUUUGAGCUCACCUAUCAGUGCUGCAUCAGCAACGUCCAGUGCUCCAUCUCUUCAUCUAUCUUGGACUCUGAGCGUGCUUGCGUUCUGUCUCUUAGGAUUUGCUUGUUAG